Molecule: messenger RNA, 996 nt
Organism: Otolemur garnettii (small-eared galago)
Lineage: Eukaryota; Metazoa; Chordata; Mammalia; Primates; Galagidae
Product: olfactory receptor 10W1
Exons: 1
Coding region: 1-996 (331 amino acids)
Biological process (GO): G protein-coupled receptor signaling pathway
Cellular component (GO): membrane
Molecular function (GO): G protein-coupled receptor activity; olfactory receptor activity
Source: RefSeq, a predicted model, not a curated record
AUGGCCUGGGGGAAUCGCUCUGUGCUGACCAACAUUGCGCUCCUGGCUUACCCCAGCAGCCCGGGGCUGCGCUUCCUGUUCUUCCUCGCGGUCAGCCUGGUUUAUACGUUUAUCAUCUCUGGGAACGUCCUCAUUGUGGUGUCCAUUCGCACAGAAGCCCGUCUACACACCCCCAUGUACUGUUUCCUGGGCAGCCUCUCCGGGGUAGAAAUAUGCUACACGGCAGUGGUGGUGCCCCACAUCCUGGCCAGCACCCUGCAGUCGGGGAGGACCAUCUCCCUGCUGGGCUGCGCCGCCCAGAUGGUGUUCUUCAUCGGACUGGGCAGCGCUGACUGCUUCCUCUUGGUUGCCAUGGCCUACGACCGCUACGUCGCCAUUUGCCAUCCCUUGCAGUACCCCGUCAUCGUGACAUCGGCUCUUUGCAUGCGCUUGGUUGUGGCCUCUGUGGUCAUCGGUUUGUUGCUGUCCUUGCAACUGGCAGCCUUCAUCUUUUCUCUGCCAUUCUGCAGGUCUCGGGGUAUCGAGCAUUUCUUUUGUGACGUGCCACCGGUCAUGCGUCUUGUCUGUGCCGACAGCCACAUCCACGAGCACUCGGUGCUCACGGCGGCCACACUGGCCAUCGCUGUGCCCUUCUUCCUCAUUGCCGCCUCCUACGCCUGCAUAGUAGCCACGGUGCUCAAGAUCCGCUCGGCCGCUGGGCGCCGCCGGGCCUUCUCCACCUGCUCCUCGCACCUCACCGUGGUGCUGCUGCAGUACGGCUGCUGUGCCUUCGUGUACCUGCGCCCCAACUCCAGCUACCGCCCCAAGCAGGACCAGUUCAUCUCCCUGGUGUACACACUGGGAACCCCACUGCUCAAUCCGCUCAUCUACACCCUGAGGAACAGUGAGAUGAAAGGGGCCAUAGGGAGACUUCUAAGCAGGAAUUGCCUGUCCCAGAACCUCCAGGACAGGGGAGGGUACCACCUAUCAGGCGUAAGUUCGGUUCCAGCCACGUGA